ACGAGUCGGAAAGCAACUCAGUUCAUCCAGUAAUCUAAAAUUUCGCCACGAAAAAUAAGCAAUGUCCGAGAAGAAGCGCGUGCAUCUUUUCAACUGCGAUAACACUUACGAUCUUACCGUCGUUAACGCUUGGAUUCUAGCAGUCCAAGAGAAAAUACCUUUCACUUUUACGGUAUCGACACAUUAUUUCAGUCUCCGUGACAUGUCUAAAUUAUGCGAAAACACCAUUUCUAAACUUCACAUUGAUUUCGCUUUUCUUGUGGUUAAUGCCAAAGAAUCUCGUCUAUUAUUCAACGAUAGUAAAGAAGAAAGCGGUUACACCAAAGUUUACAGAGCACUGCUCGACGCUACUGGUGAGAAAGUAAGUGUGGUUAUUGGUGGAGAUGACCAUUACAAAAACCAAGAAGAGGAGUAUCAAAAUGUGUUAUCACGCUGGGCACAUCGGAUUGUCAUCUCACAGCUCAAGGAAGAGCUUCGUGAUGGGAGAAAAAGCUUCGUAUUUUCUUGGAAUGAAAAACACCGAGCAAUCCACGAGCAGGCACUGCUGCAUUUCCUUGAUCCGAAGAAAGCAGGAGUCAAAUUUGGUUGUCAAUCAGAGAUGCUCGCUAAACCAGAUGCAGCUGGUGUUGUUGAGAAGUCAAUUUCCGCACUUAAUAUAGGAACUUGCGGCGUUGUGGAUUCCUCGACCAAGGAAAACGGAAAAGGCGUGGUGGAAUUCCUGGUUCUCUGUGGUGACCAAUCAGCCGUGACAGUUAUUAGCAACAUGUACCCCUCAAGCAUGCUUACUCCUUCUGACAUACAUGUUGGCAACCCCAAAGAGCUGAAAUCUCAUCUGUCGAAGGGUGCCUCUGUGUCGUUGUGUGCCAUUGGGCUCCAGGCGAGUGAUUUAAAAGAAAUUGCAUUCUCAAAAGAAUGGGAGAAAUCUGACUUUGGAGAACUGUUGAGGACUGUUAAAAAAGCAGCUGACAAAGUGGUAGUCGUGGUAAUGUACUCAGACAUUACUGCGGAGACGUUGCCACUAUCACAGAGUGAAGAAGUCCAAGUAACUGGAAAAGUGGAGUUGCUACUUGGCGAGAAAGGCAUUGUCCUUUGGUGGAGAGGACGCCCUCGCCAGACUACAGGCUGGCAGUGAAAAACGUCAUAGGCCAUCAGAACUGAGACGAAAAUCAGAAGAACCAAGUAAUUUACAAUCUUAAACCGAGGUUUUGUUUUCAAGUGUGCUGAAAGUUUCUUUUUUUUAUUUACUUUGCGGUUACUUUGCUCUAUUAUCAAGGACACGAUUUUUUUCCAGAGCCGAAAAAAUCAAUUAGGAACUAUUUGUGAUUUACUAAACAUGACAAAGCUAACCUAAGUUUUUCAAGAAGGAGAAGUUACGAAAUCCGAUUUCAUUUGACAUCACUUUUUGAUCGAAAAAUGUAUACUCACAUUAUAUUGGAAUACAGAAACAGUCGAUUAAGUGUUGAGCAACACUUCAGAAGUCAAUUUCCUGACGGAAACUUAACAGUCGCAAGAGAGUGUUUUUGCAUGAGCGACUUAUGUAAAUUUCAAGUAGAAAGAAAGCUGAUUAAUUAAAAGUCCAUUUUUCGUCUCCUUAUUGGAUUCUGGUCUUGAUAGCUAUGAAAAGCUUUCUAUAAGCUGUGAGGCCAUAAAAUCAAAUAGUACACCUGGAGUAUCACAGCUCUAUUUUGUAGCCCCUAAAAGUUAUAAAUAAUGUAUAGAUUUGGCCAAGCCUAAAAGCGGAGCUCUUGUUAGUUUAUU
Messenger RNA from Pocillopora verrucosa, 1758 nucleotides. RefSeq lists its product as uncharacterized. The record is from RefSeq and is a predicted model, not a curated record. Lineage: Eukaryota; Metazoa; Cnidaria; Anthozoa; Scleractinia; Pocilloporidae.